UUUCAUCCUCAUGUAGCAGUAACUAGCCAGUACCAGCUAGGGACUACUUAUAUUUACCAAUACGAUACUCAUGUCAAGUUGAAUGAAGCUAAAAGUGAGCUACGACCAAAUAAGAGCAUUGGAAAAAAUGUUGGAUAUAAAUUAAGAAGUCAGGUUAAGGUGAAAAAUGUUUGGCAGAAUCCUGAAAACACGGCAGAAAAUCUGAUUAAGAUUGAGCUUCUGGAACCUCGGCUGCUAAUCUUGUCUUCAGAGAAUUUUGUUUCUCAUGAUUCUAUUGUGAAAAAGCAUACACAAUAUCCACUCUUUGUUUUAUGGAGAAAAGGGAAAGUUGAGAAAGUGUUCACUGUAACAGAAUCAUUAACUUUAACAAACUUGAAGAAAGGUGUGGCUAGUUUACUGCAGCUCCCAGCAAAACAAGGGUUGUUUAAUGAGGAAGAUGUAUCUGGAAGAUGUGAAGUGUCAUAUGAUCAAGAUGGGUCAUUUAUAAAGAAAAAAAAACAUUACUGUGUCCAUCCUAAAAGAGAGGGUCAAUUCAGUCAUUCUAAUGAGGUUCAAUCAGCAACUGUAACAACCAGUUCUGAAACUGUGUACGAGUUAGCUCUUGAUGGAGGAAUUGUGAAAUCAGCUCAAGGAAAUGAAAAUAUACAGAUGCAUGUAAAUAUAUGGAGUGAUGCUGCAGUUAGUCUGGAUUCUGAAUACAAAUUGGUAUUAAAAGAAGAAAAGAGUGAUUCUUCAGGACUUUCAGCUUCAAACCUCGAUGAUGCUCUUCAAAUUUUAAUAAAAGAAGUUGGCAUGCAACUGGUGGAAGAAAACAUCAUUUCCCAACCAGAGAAACAUGUUUGUAAAGGAAACUGCAAGUCGGUUCCAGGGUUGGUGAAAGACUAUAGGAAGGAGUUAGGCACAGAAAAGAUUGCAACUUUGAAGUCAGCAACAGCUUUCUUGCAAUUAUUAGAAAGGUUCAGAGGUGCUUCUAAAAAGAACAUUGUGGAUAUAUUGAAAAGUUCUAAAAACAAAAGUAUAUUACCCCAGCUUUUGGACCUCAUUGCUGCUUCACAAACAGAGAAUUCUCUCCAAGCUGCUAUUGAAACUCUAGAUUUAACAGGAGAAAACAUUGAUAUCCCAGAAAGAUUUUUUCUAGGUUUGUCUGUAGCUUCACAUCCUAGUCACAUGAUUCUGUCAGAUCUCAUGAAACUCACAAGCUAUAAUUUCCAAAACCCAAAAGUGAAGACUACAGUUAUGAUGACUAUUGGUGCCUUAACAAGAUCUUAUUGUAGAAAAAACCAGAAAUUGUGUGAUUCUAAGGUAGUACAAACAAUUCAUGGAUAUUUUGAGAAAGAAUUAGCUUCUUGUAAGGAUGACCUCUGUCGACUGAUGUACUUGAGGGCCUUAAAAAAUGCUGCACUUCCAGCCAGUAUGCCAACUUUGUUAAAGUAUGCCAAGAGAGGAGGUAAAUGUGCUGUUGUGGCUGUUGGUGCUAUUUCUAACAUAGGACUGGAAUAUUUAACAGAAGAGGUUAUGAAAGUUUUGGAAGGAGUCUAUCACCAGGUUUGGAGCCGACAGGACAGCACUGCUCGGGCUAUUGCAGCAGAGUUGAUUAUUAAAAAUAAUCCAUCUGAGUUGGUUCUGAGUGAACUUUUACAAUCUCUGGCUGUAUCUGAAAAUGCUGGUUUGUCAAGAUUUCUUCUGGCAAAACUUUAUGACUUGAUUACUACAGACUUUAUGUUAAGGUCAAAAGUGGAAAAAUUACUUAAAAACUCUGAAUUUGGAAAUUAUAAUAUUUUAUCCCAAAGUGGUGCCUCGACUUCAUUCACCAAAUAUUCAUAGCUAACAGAGAUGUUAAUGCUACAUACUCUGUCAACUUGGAGCUUGGACCAAGUGGAAUGUUAAAAACCAGCUCUUUUGAUGUGGUCAUCUCAAAUAAAAAGAAUCAACUUAAAAUUUUUUCUGUGGGGCUGUUUGCAGGAGGCUUAGGAAGUUUUGCUGGAGAGGAAGAAGUUCAGUCUGAAGAAUCUGAGGAAGCUACUGCUGGCAUGGAAUUGAAUGUGUUGGGAGUAGGGCUUAGACCUUACACUUUCUUUACUGGAACAGGAGAGUUGAUGGGUCUGGUAUGGUCUGGAGCUGGAAGUGAGCGAACACCAGCCCUCCAG
Limulus polyphemus (Atlantic horseshoe crab) is the source of this 2147-nucleotide messenger RNA. RefSeq names its product microsomal triglyceride transfer protein large subunit-like. The coding region runs from base 649 to 1824 and encodes 391 amino acids. The transcript has 14 exons. The record is from RefSeq and is a predicted model, not a curated record. NCBI's taxonomy places the organism in Eukaryota, Metazoa, Arthropoda, Merostomata, Xiphosura, Limulidae. Gene Ontology annotation, cellular component: endoplasmic reticulum; basolateral plasma membrane; Golgi apparatus. Gene Ontology annotation, biological process: lipoprotein metabolic process; lipid transport.